Messenger RNA from Rhagoletis zephyria (snowberry fruit fly), 491 nucleotides. Its product is annotated as protein OPI10 homolog. Gene Ontology annotation, cellular component: cytosol; nucleus. The record is from RefSeq and is a predicted model, not a curated record. Gene Ontology annotation, biological process: protein import into nucleus. Lineage: Eukaryota; Metazoa; Arthropoda; Insecta; Diptera; Tephritidae. Gene Ontology annotation, molecular function: Hsp70 protein binding; nuclear import signal receptor activity.
AUCGCUUGUUGUUAUUUAUGCGGCAACAAGCAGGUACAACGCGUUGUUUUGUCAAUUGUUCUAGAACAUCAUUUGAUUUUCCGUGGAUAAAUACGUUUAGGAUGUUUGGAUUGAUAAUUUCGGGACGUUUGCCGCAAACCGACUUCACACCCGUGGACGAGAAUAAGGUUGUUAUCAACGUACCAGACAUUGAUCAUGUGAACUAUAUUGUGGUAUUCUUGACUGGUGUAACAGCGCUUCCCGAAGGUACAGCAGCCGCGGUAUACUUUAGCUGGCCUGAUGCAAAUUCAGCUCCAACAUGGCAAUAUUUGGGCUACGUCUCCAACGCCAAACCGUCAGCGAUCUUUAAAAUAUCUCAGUUAAAAAAAAGUAAUGAACUGGAGGCAGCGGAAAACGGCAUGAUUUUCGGAGCACAAGAGAUUUCAUGUACUGCCCAAAUUGGUAUAUCAGUGGAACCGGAGCUAACAAUUUCUCACCUAACGCCGGCAGUG